UCCAUUGUCGUGAGCCUCGUGACAUGUAUGCUUCCACUGUUCCAAGCAUCUCACUCCAAUCAAUUCUCUUUUAUAGUUUUUAUUCAAACUUCUCUCUCUCUCACACACAGACACUCUCAGAGCUUUUUCUUUUUGUCCUCACACACCGGACUGCUACUAAUUACCGAUCAAAAUUCAAAAAACCCAUCCUGCACUCGCAUUUUAGUACCCUAUCACUGUCUAAGUUGAAGAAAGAAUGGCGCUUCGGAGGAGUCUUCUUGGCAUGCACAGAUUUUGAAUAUGAGCGUUUUCAGUGUUUUGAGCACAAGGGAGUAAAAUGGAGGUUGAAAAACUAGAGGUAAAGGGAGGUUUUUUUCGGUUGUUCAAUUGGAAUGCCAAAUCUCGUAAGAAGCUCUUCUCAAGCAAAUCUGAUUUACAUGAGAAUUUGAACCAAGGGAAGGAAAAAUUUCAGGAUUCAGAAGUUGUGCGGCUUCAGCAGGGGCUGGAAGACGGAGUUGCUCCAAAUGCCAGAGGUCACAAUGUUUAUCAUUAUGCUUCAUCUGUCUGUGGUGAGUCUGAAUAUGGGACAAAAGCGCCUGGGGUUGUGGCACGGCUUAUGGGACUGGAUUCCUUGCCGACUACAGAUGUUGUUGAACCUUGUUUCACCCCUUUCAUUGAGUCUCACUCAUUCAGAAUCAGAGAUGCUAACUACUUCAGACCUGCUCCUGAAUUUCAAAGCGAGCAUGAUGUUGUGAUCUUUGAGAGUGUGAGAAGUAAAUUGGAUGGAUUUACUAGGAACUCUUUGGACCUGAGGCUGCAGAAGGUGCACAACCGUCCAAUUGAGAGGUUUCAAACAGAGGUAUUGCCCCCCAAAUCUGCUAAGCCGAUUUCCAUUACUCAACACCCGCUCUUAUCUCCAAUCAAGAGUCCUGGAUUCAUCCCACCUAAAAAUGCAGCUUACAUAGUUGAGGCGGCUGCUAAAAUAAUUGAGCAAAGUCCACGGUCGACUGUUACAGGCAAGUUGCCUUCACUUGGGUCUUCCUCUGUUCCAAUUAGAGUUCGGGAUUUGAAGGAGAGGAUGGAGUCUGCACAAAGAUCAUUCCGGCCAACUGAUGCAUCCCAGAAGGGCAAAGAGCAUAAUUCCAUUAGGAAUGUGAAGAACCAACCAAGUACCAUGGGUCAAGGCCUAUCAGGAGACAGUUGUCUAUAUAAGGAUUUUGAAGAAUCCAAAAGGAUUGGUUCUCAAAAAUUAAUGAAUAAGGAAAAGUCGGCGUCGCUUGGAGUUCAAGCUAAGGCCAACAUUCAGAAAAGAGACGGAUUGAAUUCAGUUGGUAAAAAAAGCUCUCUGAAGCAAAAAGAACAUCUUAGUGCCAAAUCUAGCAAUGUCAGCAGCAAUCUUCUAGAUACACAAAGGAUGGUGGAGAAGCAAGGUUUGUCAAGAAAGCCUUCGAAGGUGCCUAGGCCGAAUCAUCAGAAGCAGAAUUGUCCAUCAAUCAAAGAUGGAGAAAAUCAUGAACCUUCAUAUUCACAUACAAAAGAUGUAAAACAGCCCUGUUUGUCCAACAAUUACAUCUAUGGACGAGCACAGAGGACUGUAGAUAAGAUUGUUGUCAAUAAUGGGAUAACGUCAAGAAAGACAAAUACAGUGGCAGCUUAUCCUGGAAAAGAGCCUACAUCAUCUAGAUCAAAGAGACCUUCAAAGAAAAAACUAAAUACCAAUGGGAAUAUUCAGUCGGAUGUAAGUGUUGCCCAAAAACCGCUGGGGAUGAAAGAUGAAAAUUCUGUUAGAUAUAAUCCUGCAUCGGUGGGUGAUUGUGAAUGUGAUACGAUUGACAAGAAGAAUAGUUUGGAUGUCGUGUCAUUCACAUUUACAUCUCCAAUAAAAAAAUCAGGAGCAGGACCCAAUGCAUGUGGUACAGUCUUGGAGAUUCCCAGUUACGAUCCUUCUGCCCAUGAAUCCGCUUCAGGGUCUAAUGUCAUUGGUGGGGAUUUAAGUGCUCUUUUGGAGCAAAAACUAAGGCAACUGACUUCGAAGGUUGAGUUGUCCCAGCAAGACCUGUCAGAAGCAGGUUCUUUUUCUACUUCCGCAGACAGCUAUGUUAAUGUGUGCCCUAUUGUCAGCCUACCAAAUUUGCCGCCCACAUUUGAUAUAUGCAAAGGCAAACAGGAAAUCCAGAAUUGCUGUGAUUCCCUGUCUAUUGAUAAUCAUAGACUCGAACCUGAAAAAGAAACCAAGGAACUAAAACACAUGGAGGAGGAUGGUACUGGCAACAUUGAUUAUCAGAAAUAUAAUACUUUGCUGCUGUCCAGUUCUGUCUCUAGUCUGCCUUCUUUUGCAGAGGCUAGUUGUGACUCAUUUGAUGUUGACAGAAGUAAUGAAGGUAGCAUGCAAUGUUUAUCACUUGAAUCCUAUGAAGGGAUGAAAAGCUCUACUAGGAAAUCCCACUCAACUGAUGGUGAUGCGGAGAUAUCAGAUACAGCCUCAUCAUUCUCAGUUAGGAAUAUAUCUGAAACUGUUGAAUCCAGCUUAUAUAUGCCAGACACGACCGAUACAUUUUGCUGGGAACUACAGUAUAUUGAACAUAUACUGUGCAAUGCAGAUCUAAUGCUGGAGGAGUUUGCUGUAGGACGAGUGCACACCGUCAUAUCUCCUGACUUCUUUCAUCAGUUAGAGAAUAAAAAAUUGGGACCAAAAAAAUCUAUAGGUGAGCACUUCAAGAUUCAGAGGAAGUUACUGUAUGAUUGUGUUGGCGAAUGUCUGGAAGUCAGGUGUGAAUGUCUCCUAAACGGAAGUCAAAAAGUCUGGGCGAAACAGAUGACACUGUUCCAUAAGAAGCAACAGUUAGCCGACGAACUGUAUAGAGAAAUAUCAAGUUGGAAAAACAUCGAGGAGCUAAUGGUGGACGAGCUUGUGGACAAGGACAUGAGCUGUAGGAAUGGAAAAUGGACUGACUUUGAAAGCGAAGCAUUUGAGGAAGGUGUGGAGAUUGGGAAAAGAAUACUGACAUCUCUAAUAGAUGAACUGAUACAAGAUUUCUUAUUCUGAAGCCUUCUGAACCACAUUGUUCUUGAAACGUUCUUAUACAAUGCUCCUUUCAGUUAAAAACCCAUUGCACUGUCAAUCUCGCCAAUAGUUCCGAACCCGGUUGUGGUACUAGUCCUUGGACCAGACAGUUGUGUGAUGGGGAAGGACUCCGGCAUGAUUGUCAUCUUCGCAGCAUUGUGAUUCAUUCGACACUCGUUAGAAAAACUGAAUACUAUACAGCGGUACAGUACUCUCAUGUUCACACACAGCAAAACGUGUUCGCUACAACGAAUGCACAUAUCUCCUGGUAUGUUUACUUGUAAUGAAGUGAUUCUUUCUAGCUUUGAGGUUUCAUAUCAUGAAAAUGAAGCAUCCUUCAUCCUUAUAAGCCUGAGUAGUCUGGGUUUCUUGAUUUAUAUGUGUGACCUUUUCUUUUCACUGAA
Molecule: messenger RNA, 3447 nt
Organism: Sesamum indicum (sesame)
Lineage: Eukaryota; Viridiplantae; Streptophyta; Magnoliopsida; Lamiales; Pedaliaceae
Source: RefSeq, a predicted model, not a curated record